This is a messenger RNA of Podospora pseudopauciseta, 4144 nucleotides long. RefSeq lists its product as uncharacterized. NCBI's taxonomy places the organism in Eukaryota, Fungi, Ascomycota, Sordariomycetes, Sordariales, Podosporaceae. The record is from RefSeq and is a predicted model, not a curated record. The transcript is spliced from 3 exons. The coding region runs from base 2210 to 4144 and encodes 644 amino acids.
AUAAAGUUGGGGUGGUUGUGUUGCCAGAUUUCCAUGAUGAUGCCUAUUGCGCGGCCGACGAGGGCGCCGAUGGCCAUGGAGGGGAGGAUGAUACCGGCGGGGAUUUGAAGACCAAAGGUGAUGGCCGCGAGGAAGAAGCCCAGGACCGCGGCGAAGAUGAGGAGGAUGAUUGUGCCUGCUGAGGCGGCGCCUGUCUUGCAGAGGCCGAAUUGGUCGUCUGUGAGCUUUGAGCACUCGGAGAAGAGGUUGGAGACAAGAUCGGAGCACUGGGCUCGCAUGUAGUUGUUGGGGUAGUUGAGAAGGGCCGUCAAAAUCGCCACGGCAACUACUUGGAUGACCGGGCCAGGAAGCCAGGUUGCCGACUUUCUCCAUCUUGCAACCCACAUGUUUGCUUUGAUGAACAGCCCUCCAUACACACCCCCGAGAAGACCGAGGAGGACAAACGGGACAAGCUCAAAGCCGUGCCACACCGAGCUGUAGGUUACCUGGUACAUGACCAGCUUCCCCGAUCGAAACGGGUCAAAAGCUUCCAACACCAUGGCAGCUGUCAUGGCACACACAAAGCUCUGCCACAUGGUCUUGUCGGGGAAAUAGUACGACAGUUGCUCAAGACUGAAGAGCACACCCCCGAUGGGCGACCCAAAAGCAACCGAUAUCCCCGAAGCCGCAGCAGCGGACAGGACCUCUCGUUUUCGAGCUAUGUCCCAAGUUAGCUUUCCCCCAACCGAACAACAACCCGGACCAACAUACAUACCCUCAUUGUUAUUAAUACUCGGAAACAACUUGAUAAACAAGUUCGCACAGCAACAAGCAACAUGCACCAGCGGCCCCUCCUUCCCCAACCACAUCCCCGAAGCCACCGCUAACACCAACCCCAAGCUCUUCGUAAUCAACGUCCACAACCCCAAAAACCUCCUGAUAAUAAACCCACCCAGCACCGUCUUGAUCUCAGGAAUACCAGAAUGCUUAGCAUAAACAGCAUACUCCUUCACCAACAAGCUCGCCGACAGCGCAAACAUCACCGCCAACACCAAGUAAACCGCAUACUCCACAAACCAAACACCCCCCCUUGACGUCGCCCCCAGCGCAUUCCCCCACGUCUUCCACCCCUGACAUUUACUAAUCUCAUCAUACCCAUAACAACAAGCAGUUUUACUCAGGUAAAAAGCCCCCCCAUCCGUCGUCGAACAAAACCCAUACUUGAUAUCCCCCAGCCAAUCCGUCGUGACGUCUAUCCCCGCCGUCAAAGUCCCCACCGCCAAGCCAGAUAAUAUGAGAAUGACCCAUACUUGUGAGGCAUCCAACACCCGUUGUAAGAACCCCAAUAAAGGAAACCCAAGAGAGGUCGUCCGUGAGAGUAAUGAUCUCUGUCGCUGGCGCUCUUUGGUGUACUCGAAGAUCCAAUCGAUGGCUGUCAGGUCUUCGUAUCCUACUCUCCUUCCUGGCCCUUCGGCGAGCCAAUCUGUGGGUAAUGAGUCUGAUUUGGAGCCUCCAUUUCCGGGGAUGUAGUCUAGUCUUGUUGCGCCGGUGGGGGGUUGUAUUGGUGGUGGUGGUGGGGGGAUGUCGGCGCUGUUUCUUGGGGGGUUUGCUCGGCCGGUGAGGGCGUUGAAUAACCUGGCUGGUUGAGAGAAGAUGCCCGUUUGUUUCUGCUUGCGCUUGAAGGAGAGGGGUUGUUGUUGUUGUUGUUGGUGGUGGUGGUGGUGGUGGUGGGAGAGGGGGUCGUUGUCGAGGAUGGCGGCUGUGUCGGUGUCGUCGAGGAGGUCUAGUUCGUCGGCGUCGGAGGUGGCAUAGUGGUGGUCGUUGUUGAAGGGGGGGAAGGGUUCGGAACUCGAGGAUCCGUUGUUAAUCGGGGACAUGGUGGGCUGCAUAUGCCAUUCUUGAUUGCGGCGGACGAGGGCUGGUUUUGCGAUUGGGAGGUUCUGGAGGGUGGAUCGCGUUGGCUGAUGGGACUUGGUCUUUGGAUGCGCGUCUCCUGAUCUUAUGUAAGUUGCUGCGCUGGGUAUGCGCGGCGGGGCACCGUUGUUCGUCGUCGAUGUCAACUGGGAUGGCUGGUGAAGAAGAUGGUGGACAGGAACGACAGCUAUUAGUAUCUUAUCGAUUGCGCACGUUGUUGCGGCCAAGGUCUGUGCACUCUUGGCAACCUUAAAUCGAACUUGGAUCAUAAUGGCUUUCUCGACUGGUUUUAUAAUUUUCAACAGUGGCAGACAAGAUGAGUGAAACGAUGCCAUCAACAGCUGAGGAACAGCAGGAUCCAGCUGCCUCGCUACCAAAAAUCCAGACCCUACUCAGCGCAAAGGACGACACAUCUCGAUUCGUUGGGCUGGCACUGCUCAAGUCUGUCCUGGAUAAUACACCAGAACUAAGGGCAAACGAAGAUGCAAUCGCCAGCUUGUGGAACAGUAUUCCCCGAAAGUUCCUGGAUCGUCUGAUUCGGACUGGGUCGAAACAGCAAGCAAAAGGCACCAAUGAUAUGUUGGAUCUUGCUGUUUCUGUCCUCCACACCUUCACUGUGCUAUUACCAGAGAAGUCAAAACAGGAAAGCAAGUUGGUAAACAGGAUACCUCAGUUGGUGGCUUGUCUUUUGUACUGUUCUGAUGAAACUACUAAACUGGUCCUUGAGACUCUUGUGAGCCUAGUAAACCAGCCUGAGGGUGCUGAGGUCUUUGACUCUAUAGACGACUUGUCGACUUUGACUGAAAUUGCACCUUCUCAGCCUCUCGUCCUGGACACUUUGUAUUACGCGUGGCUAGGUGCCAUGGCUACAAUAUCAGACAAGAAGGCUCUGCGCGCCAAGAUUAACCAGGCCAUCGGAUCACUGGUCAUUUCUUUCAAAGGCACUGAUGGCGUCACUUUGUUGAAGUUUUUGGGAAAUUUUCUUCCAAGACUCGAUCCAGAGCUGCUCCCACCCAACCCGAAAUGGCUUACACCACUGGCCAAGUUCGUGAGAGACCUUGUCAUAAGUCGUCCUACUGCCGACGGCCGCGCAGCUUUUGCCAACCUCUCCGCCGCUCUCCUCGAAUCUUACCCAGUACAAUCGCCUCAACUUCUCUUUGCCGACGAUGUCGACAGCAAAUCAACAGCUACAAGCGAAAGUCCAUUUGCGUUUCUACUAGUCAACCUACUUCUCAUCGACAUUCGCUCGACGAUACCGACUCUUUUAGGGCUGCUAAACAGCCCAUCCUACAGCAUAAUAGCUCAGCGGCUCACCUCUGCCUAUAAUGUUGUCUCCAACUUUAUGGGCUAUCUCCUCCGAACACUGGAGGCGUUAGACAGCGGUGAAACCAGCAACAAUCAGUGGAUCAUGAAGCCUGACUUGCUGCUCAAGCUUCGCACAUCCAUCUCAGAAACCAUGUCACUCACGGCCGAAUACCUUCGUGACCGCUGGGACGCCUCUAUAGCUGGUGCCAUGGGCUUGCAUCCCGAAGCACGAACCGGGGCUGCCAACGAAAGCGGCAUUUCGCAUUUUGCUCUGGCGUGGGACUCCAAGAGUGUACACUCCAGCCAAGACCCAUUGAUACUUGCAGCCAUAAGAACACUGGCAAUUUGGCUGAGAGAAGACGACGGCGAACAGCUAAGAAAAGAAGCAGCCGGGUUAAGCGACAUGUUUGUCGAGCUCUAUCAAACCAGCAGCAGCCCUGAGAAAGGUCUGGACUUUAGAAGACCAGUCCUCGUGGCAUUCGAGGGCAUCCUGGAAGAAAGAAAAGGCAGGGAAGCCUUUUUGGAAAAUGGAGGGUGGCAAGCGCUGGUCAACGAUCUCGGCAACACCCUCCAAGCCAGUUCAACGACAAGUGAUGAAAACGAGGCCGCACGAGGGGUGGAGAUUGUGAGGAACUUGCUUCAGAUUGCCGAGGCGGAACAACCAGGCACUCGGGAGGACUGGAUGGACUUGGUCACUAAGACGGCAGCGUGGGUGAUUCCGGAUGAGAAGCAGCCGCCGAUGGUGGAGGAGUUCCAGGUGACCGUGCUGCAGCUUGCCACGGCGCUGUUGGUGAAUGCCCAUCCGGGUCUUCGCAGGAGGUACACUCAUUCUACCACUGCGAUUAUUGGCAUUGCGAACCAGCUGCGGGACAAGGUGAAGAGGGAUGAGGGGCUGGUGGAGGCCCUCUCGGAUGUACUCGAGACUUUGACCGCGUUGCGUCAGUGA